AUAUAUAGAGAGAGAGAGAGGAGGAUGUGAUCGUGUGGAGAGAGAAAGAGGUUGGUAGUAGUUGCAGAUGGCGGGGGAGAAGAGCAACGCCUUGGUGCCUGACACCGAUUUGCCCGACGACCCACGUCUCCAAUUUGCUCAGUUCGGUGCUGGGUGUUUCUGGGGGGUGGAAUUGGCGUUCCAGAGGGUGCCUGGAGUUGUGAAGACAGAGGUUGGGUAUUCUCAGGGCCAUCUCCACAACCCUUCUUAUGAAGACGUUUGCACUUCGCUCACCAAGCAUGUGGAGGUGGUGAGGCUCCAAUAUGACCCCAAUCUCUGCCCCUACACUGCUCUUCUCGAUGCCUUCUGGUCUCGCCAUGACCCCACCACUCUGAAUCGCCAGGGUGGAGAUGUGGGUACUCAAUACAGAUCAGGUAUCUAUUACUACACUGAAGAGCAAGCAAGGAGUGCUUAUGAGUCCAAGGAAUUGCAUCAGCAGAAGGUGACUGCAAAAAUUGUGACUGAGAUUUUUCCAGCAAAGCGCUUUUACAGGGCAGAAGAAUAUCAUCAGCAAUACCUUGAGAAAGGUGGGAGGCAAGGGUUUAAGCAGUCUGCUCAAAAGGGAUGCACUGAUCCAAUUAGGUGUUAUGGUUAAAUAGUUAAGGCUAUUUGUUUAGUGUUUAUGUUUCAAGCAUCAAAAUCUUUCUCACUGUAUUACUGGGUGAUCUAGUUGACAUUUAUAAAAUGUUGUCUGAACCUCAUCUAUGAUUUAUUUUGACUUUGUGUGUUUCUGUUUGUUGACUUCAUAACUAAUACAUUUGGGGAUUGGUAUUUGGAUUUC
Amborella trichopoda is the source of this 820-nucleotide messenger RNA. Its product is annotated as peptide methionine sulfoxide reductase. The record is from RefSeq and is a predicted model, not a curated record. Gene Ontology annotation, cellular component: cytoplasm. NCBI's taxonomy places the organism in Eukaryota, Viridiplantae, Streptophyta, Magnoliopsida, Amborellales, Amborellaceae. Gene Ontology annotation, biological process: cellular response to oxidative stress. Gene Ontology annotation, molecular function: peptide-methionine (S)-S-oxide reductase activity.